Messenger RNA from Grammomys surdaster, 1901 nucleotides. It is a transcript of the gene Sfrp5, whose product is annotated as secreted frizzled related protein 5. Gene Ontology annotation, biological process: negative regulation of canonical Wnt signaling pathway; canonical Wnt signaling pathway; non-canonical Wnt signaling pathway. The record is from RefSeq and is a predicted model, not a curated record. The transcript has 3 exons. Lineage: Eukaryota; Metazoa; Chordata; Mammalia; Rodentia; Muridae. Bases 237 to 1181 code for a protein of 314 amino acids. Gene Ontology annotation, molecular function: Wnt-protein binding.
GGUGGGAGGUGAGGGGGACCAGCGGCUGCAGAUUGGCUAGGGAACGGGCGAAGCCUGGGCUGGAGCCCCGUGGUGGGAGGCGCCUGGAUCACUCCGGCAGUGGCGCGGAGCAGAGGCUGCCACCUACUUGGACGACCCGAGCAGCGGACGGCUGCAGGGAGCAUCCCAGCCGGGGCGCACGCGGGGCAGCGGGGCGCCGAGCACCGAACCGUCGGGGCGGACGGCAACAUCCAGCCAUGCCGGUGGCCGGGGGCGCGCGGACGGCCGCCCUGGCGCUGCUGCUCGGGGCGCUGCAUGGGGCGCCGGCGCGCGGCCAGGAAUACGACUACUAUGGUUGGCAGGCCGAGCCGCUGCACGGCCGCUCCUACUCCAAGCCACCGCAGUGCCUCGACAUCCCCGCCGACCUGCCGCUCUGCCACACGGUGGGCUACAAGCGCAUGCGGCUGCCCAACCUGCUGGAGCACGAGAGCCUGGCCGAGGUGAAGCAGCAAGCAAGCAGCUGGCUGCCGCUGCUGGCCAAGCGCUGCCACUCGGACACCCAGGUCUUCCUCUGCUCGCUCUUCGCUCCUGUCUGCCUGGACCGACCCAUCUACCCCUGCCGCUCGUUGUGCGAAGCUGUGCGCGCCGGCUGCGCGCCGCUCAUGGAGGCCUACGGCUUCCCUUGGCCGGAGAUGCUUCAUUGCCACAAGUUCCCCCUGGACAACGACCUCUGCAUCGCGGUGCAGUUCGGGCACCUGCCUGCCACCGCGCCUCCAGUGACCAAGAUCUGUGCCCAGUGUGAGAUGGAGCACAGUGCUGACGGCCUCAUGGAGCAGAUGUGCUCCAGCGACUUCGUGGUCAAGAUGCGCAUUAAAGAGAUCAAGAUAGACAAUGGGGACCGCAAGUUGAUUGGUGCCCAGAAGAAGAAGAAGCUGCUCAAGGCAGGCCCCUUAAAGCGCAAGGACACCAAGAAGCUGGUCCUGCACAUGAAGAACGGGGCAAGCUGCCCCUGCCCACAGUUGGACAACCUGACGGGCAGCUUCCUGGUCAUGGGCCGCAAAGUAGAGGGACAGCUGCUGCUCACAGCCGUCUACCGCUGGGACAAGAAGAAUAAGGAAAUGAAGUUUGCAGUCAAAUUCAUGUUCUCCUACCCCUGUUCCCUCUACUACCCUUUUUUCUAUGGGGCAGGCGAGCCCCACUGAAGGGCCCUCCUCCUUGCCCCAACCAGCCAGCUGUGCCUUGCCUUGCCCUCUGUCCCCGCCCACUUAGCCUCACCCUCACUCCCAGGCUGACCCAUCCCCUGACAAGGAUGGCUUCAUGCAGCUACUGCUUGCACAGGCUCCAAAACAUAGGCGUGGCACUAUCCUCCUUGACUGAAGGGUUCUGGAAUCCUGGGGUCUGUCCGGGAAGGCCCCCUUUCCCAGGAGAAGGACUUUCUCUUCUGGGGGAAGCCCCGUGUCUGAGAAAACAGGCAGAGAAGGAAAACGGAAGGACGGAUACAGGGCCUCCCACGGAUGGAUACAGGGCCUCCCGCAGCCUGGGGAGGGCCUUUCCAGAAAGAAUUGUGGGUCUCACCGCUAAGCGGGUGGGGAACAGCUUUCCUCCCCUAUCCCCUUUGUGUGUCAUCACAGUCCUCCAAAGAGCAAGAGCCAAGGCCUCCAUGUCCUCCAGGCACACCCACUCCUCAUCUGGAGCUGAGCUGGGCUGGAGUGCAGGCUCAGCAGUGUCUGCAUUCACUGCCACAGGCUCGCUCCCUGGCUCCUGCUCGGCCUCCUCCAUCCCUGUCUCCUCCAUCCCUGUAUCCCAACCAAUGAUAAAUUAUUGCUACUUCUGUGAGGCCACUGGUUCUAGACAACAGAUUUGGUCCUUAAUUUUUUAAAGUUUUUAAUUAAAUAAAACAACAGUUGCUUUGGACCAAGUAA